Molecule: messenger RNA, 1374 nt
Organism: Zychaea mexicana
Lineage: Eukaryota; Fungi; Mucoromycota; Mucoromycetes; Mucorales; Lichtheimiaceae
Exons: 6
Coding region: 120-1313 (397 amino acids)
Source: RefSeq, a predicted model, not a curated record
AUGAAGAUGUGAUUGAUGCAUCAGAACUCGUUUCAACGACUGCUCACUGUCAUACCAGUGGCGACGACACUAACCCUGUUGAUGAUGGUACGAGCUCGAUUGUCUCGAAAAGGAUUGCUAUGGUACAAGCAAGUCGUUCAGACAAGGCUGAAUUCGUCAAAUUGGUUCAUCUAACAGACGGCAACUCAAUGAGAAAUGGUUACCUGUUGGAUUUGCACGUAUCCAUGUUGGGCAGUGAAGCAGAAGAUGAAGAAGAAAAUCAUAGCGAGGAUAUCCAGAUAUUGUUGCAAAAAGUGGAUCGUAGAAUUGAAACGUUACAGCAUUUAGCACAAGACGCCAAGCAAUUUAUGGAAGAUAAUAAAGAAGCCCUGGACGCACUCGCAUUUGACGAUGAAGGGAACGAGUCAUCCCAGUAUUCACCAUGGCCGAGUCCAGCCAACAGCAGUCGUCAACCAUCGAGCAAAAGCAUCCAUAGUAUCAAAGAAGUAGCUGCCGCUGCCGCAGCAGCAGAAGAAAUCAAAAAGAAACGAUCGGCAUUUUCACUCAAUACAACUUCCUCGAGCACUACAACAACAACAUCAUCAUCAUCAUCGCUAACAGGAGGAGGACAGCAAAGACACUAUUCAUCAUCCAUUCGUCGUGUUCCUUCCUCCCUCCUGCUUGAUCCCCAUAAUUUACCUUAUGGGUCUGUCAAUCCAUUUGAUUAUCGGCAAGAAGAAGUGCGAUUGGGCGUAUGUGCACUCGAGAGUGAAAUGACCGAUUUUAAACGUGAAUUACAAGGGACGCAAGAUCUCAUACGCGAUAUACAAAUCGAUAUCAACGAUACCCGACAACGCAUGUCCUUGUACAUAAAAGAUAUCCCAGAAACACAUUACUCUGCUCUUAAAAAACUUGAAGUCGAUGUGGAAUCUAUUCUUGCCAAUCGUGCCAAAAACCCAUGGCUUGAUACUGGUUAUGCCUUACUAUCCUAUCUGCUCACAUUAUUCGCACUUCUUGUCUGGAUCAUUAUCUGCGGUCUAAAAUGGGGUCGAACAGUUAUCUUAUUUCCACGCAAACUUUGGCGAACCUAUACCGAAUAUCUUGUUGAACGCGACAAGGCUGUUAAAAAGGCGAGUCUACGUUCAGUAUCUCCAGGCAGUAAUAGGAACAGUCGUCAUCUCCAUCAUCAUCAUGCUGUUGCAUCCGAUACUUUAUCACGACCGUCACGGCCUCCCUUAACCUCAGCAUCAUCUUCAUCCUUAUCCUCAAGACCCAAGAGUCGUACUAUUGUAAAUCAACACCAUCUUCACUCUCCAUGUUUGGAGCAAUCAUAAUAAUAACCACUAAUUCUUUUGGAGAUAUGAAAGAGAAGAAAGGAACAAGAUGAUAUUUAUA